Paracoccidioides lutzii Pb01 is the source of this 1401-nucleotide messenger RNA. RefSeq lists its product as hypothetical. Gene Ontology annotation, biological process: regulatory ncRNA-mediated heterochromatin formation; regulation of transcription by RNA polymerase II; RITS complex assembly. The record is from RefSeq and is a predicted model, not a curated record. The transcript has 3 exons. The coding region runs from base 1 to 1401 and encodes 466 amino acids. Gene Ontology annotation, cellular component: SAGA complex.
AUGGUGACAACAGCAUCGUCCGUGGCUUCAAGUUCGGGAGCUAGUUUUGUCGAUGCUUCCGGAUACAAGUUCAGUGAUAAGGAUAAUCGGCUAGGAAAGCUCAAGGUUACGAAGAAGACUGCAGCGAAAAACGCGAAGACUGCUGCUGCUGGGAGAAAGGAACCAGAGAAAAUGGAUCCCGACUCCCGCGCUUCCACAUCGCCCAUUCUCCCUGAAAUGGACGAUAAAAUCGUGGCUGCCUUCCCUAAUGGCAAACCGCGAGAAACUCAAUUGGAAACGGUGAUAUGCAAACAUUGUAAACGACCAGUUCUACGACAAACGGCAGCAGAACAUAUACGAGGCUGCCUGAAAGCAAAACAAGAGAAAGCACGGAAGAAGAAAGAAGCUCGGGAUGCUGCUAACAGGGCGAAAGAGAAGGCAUUGGGGAAAGAUAAAGGGAAAGAUGGGGAUGAUAAAGGCGAUGACAGAUCUGGAAUUGGUGGCAUGGAUGAUGACGACGCGGUGAAGGGACAGAAGAGUGCGAAGAAAAGUGCUGGUGGGGACGAUGGGACGAAGAAAGGGAAAAAACGCAAGGCUGACAUCGAUGAUGAGAAGGACAAGGAACCAAAGAAAAAGAAGAAGAAAGAUGAACCGAAACCCAAGGCGGCCAAACCAAAGGGCCCUGUCGACGUGGAGAAGCAAUGCGGUGUCCCCCUGCCCAAUGGUGGCCAGUGUGCGCGGUCUUUAACCUGCAAGAGCCAUUCCAUGGGUGCUAAAAGAGCUGUCCCUGGCCGCUCGUUGCCGUAUGAUAUGUUGCUUCAGGCAUAUCAGAAGAAGAACCAGGCACGGCAGCAAAAGGCCGCAAUUGAUGCGAACGCUCCGAUCCAUGAUGAUCUAGAUGGCAAUGGCCCAAUCGACUCAGACGAGGAGAGAGAUGCAGUGAUGGCGGGCCUGGCUCGAUCAAAUCAUCAACCGCUAGUAACCCACCCUCUCAUCCCAACCAGACGCAAAUACCACCUAGUGCGUAUGAAGGAAAUGCUUUCACAGGUCCUUGGUGGUGCAAGGGGGGGUAUUUUUUCCCAACCACGCGAUGUGACCAAUCAGGGUCAGGGUGGAAGGGCUAUGUUGACCUCGGACUCAACCAAUAUCGCAGCGUCCCCCACAAGUGCUGUCGACCCUUCUGCGCAAUCUGCGGAAACUUCGAGGAAGCCUUCGAUCUCUCAACAGCCGGCGCAGAAUCGAGUUUCCCAAGUCACAGCCGCAGCUGCGGCGAAAAAGCCCGCUACUACUUCUACUACUACUUCUACUACAACACCAACAACAACAACAACAACAACAACAACAACAACAACAACAACAACAGCAACAGCAGCAACCAGUACUGCUACAGGCUCUGGAAAUGCAACCGCAACUGCAACCUGA